Molecule: messenger RNA, 1004 nt
Organism: Anopheles arabiensis
Lineage: Eukaryota; Metazoa; Arthropoda; Insecta; Diptera; Culicidae
Gene: Dhfr
Product: dihydrofolate reductase
Exons: 2
Coding region: 166-729 (187 amino acids)
Biological process (GO): dihydrofolate metabolic process; tetrahydrofolate biosynthetic process; folic acid metabolic process
Cellular component (GO): mitochondrion
Molecular function (GO): dihydrofolate reductase activity; NADP binding
Source: RefSeq, a predicted model, not a curated record
CUCGGGGACUGCCUGUACAUGGUUGAUUUCAACUGUCGAGGUUUUUUAGUUGCUUGUCCAUCCUGGUGUUGAUGUCGGAUUGAGAUUUACCUGUUGAUUAAUAACCAAACACGAGACCCUACUUUAAACCCACUCACUGAAUCUGAAAAUUCAUUGAACUAAGCUAUGUCAAAAAAGUUUAGCUGCAUUGUUGCUGUUUGUGAAAAUCGUGGUAUUGGCAUUAACGGAGAUUUACCAUGGAAACUAAAGCAGGAACUAAAAUAUUUUUCACAUACUACGAAGAAAGUUAAUGAUGCUGACAAAAGAAAUGCGGUUAUCAUGGGAAGAAAAACGUACUUCGGGGUCCCAGAAAGCAAACGUCCAUUGCCGGAGCGUCUAAAUAUUGUGUUGACGCGAAAUGCGGCUGCCUAUACUUUUCCGCCGGAUGUGUUGGUUUGUGGCAGCCUGCAGGAAGCAUUGCACAAGCUGGAUUCAACUGACCAUGGGGAACACAUAGAGAACAUUUGGGUUGUCGGAGGUAACAGCGUAUAUAAGGAAGCCAUGGAAUCCGAUCGUUGUCAUCGAAUCUAUUUGACGGAAAUCAAAAAGCAAUUCGAUUGUGAUGCAUUCUUCCCAGAAAUACCCAAUUCUUUUAUGGUGAUUGAUAAUGAUCCAGACACUCCAAGUGGUGUGCAAGAAGAAAACGGAAUACAGUAUGUAUACAAGAUAUAUGAGAACAAACAGCAAUAGGUUGGAUAUCAUAGGUCGAAGCAAAACUUACGGUCCUUUAUCAUCUAUUAUCGUUUGGCUUCCUGCAGUAGCUCAUACAGCUGAGCUAUCUGUUCAUCUCGAAAAUGGUUUAAUUGAUUUUCAGUCAAAUCUUCUCCUAUCAUUCCAAUCGGUCCGGGUUUCCCUCGCAAACCCAGUUGCUCAGCAAGAUUUAUCGCAUAUCCCUGUAAGAAUAAGGAAAAUAAUGGGAAAUAUGUAAAACUUUCCAGGAAAUAAAAUUAUGGGUAAAUAGUAAC